AUGCAAGAACUUCUCACCGACUCGGAAUCAUCUAUUGUCCUCGCUGGCAAGUUUAUCCUUGAUACCAUCCGCCAACUACCCUUUGCAGAUGACUUCCUCCGUACAGUCCGGCCCACCGACCUAUCGACGACAGCUAUUUCACCGAGACAGGAGAUGACUGAUGACCAAUCUGUCGCCUCGAUAACGCGUACGUCUGAAGCUUUCCUCCAAGCAGCUUCUACGUUCUUCGAAGCUCACAUUUCCGAGACAGUCUCUUCAUUCAGUCUACGCGAAUUUGACGCCGCCGAGGUCGUGUCUCGCUUCAAAUUGAAAGACGUGAUCAAAUGCUCAAAGUGUACCACCAACCUCGGUUUGGCUACGAUCCUAGUCGACAGCGCUCACAUUCAUGGGAUGAGAUUGCCAGAUAUGUCACCAUAUUUAGCCCAAUCUACGGCACUCUUGAAAAGGUUGAUUUUCAAAGCACAUCUAGAAGCGUAUUACAAAGGUGAGCACGAUAUAUUACAUCAUCAGAACAUAAGGUAUGACAAUGAAUGCUCCGCAUCCCCAAACCAGGCACACGACCCUCACGAAACACUACUACUGUCUAGGUCGGGUAGUACAGACGCAGCGGAUCAUAAUCUAGCACUCUGGGCCCCUCUUGCUGGCGACUCCAAUGAAUCGACCCCUGAACCUCUCGUCUCCUGUCUCACCCCUCACCUUUCCGUCACCAGUGACAGCACUCUCGACCCGCGAAGCCUCCACCAGGUCUACUAUCAGCCUUCUCACUAUGAUUCAAGCACCGCCGUGGCCGAAUACUAUAAUCGCUACACAAAUUAUCUCACAAGUGCCGUUCAAGCACAAUCUCCACUCGCAUCUGAAUCUCCUUUAGCAUGCCCGCUUUCAUCAAUUGAAUCACAUCGUCCCGCUCCGACCGAAUUUACAACCGGCACAAGUUCGUUGGCGGAGGCGAAGAAGUAUGACAAGAUCGGACCAAUGUCUUCCACACUCGAUACUAAUAAAAUUACCACCCAUUAUCUUCCGAACGAGCAGCUGAUAAGUGCAGCUGAAAUACACACAUUAUAUACAGCCGUUGCCAUAAUAGAGGUCAUGAAAGGGUUCCGCGAAUGCCCACAGCUGGGGGAUUUAUCCAGUUUCCGUACGGAUCUUCCACGUUUACAGGGUAGUGAUAUUCCUGGGCCGGAGAUGCUGCAAAGCGUGGAAAGGGGACAACAAUCCUUCUCAGAUGGGAUGAACUUUAUCAUAGCUGCAAGUGGAAAUAAGACGCUUCCCAACUACAGGCUUGUCUCGAGAAUGAUCAUCGCGAUGGGUCUGGAAAGGCUUCCGGGCACGAGGGUAGACGUGAUCACUUCCUUGAAUGAGGCAAUCCUGACAUCGGGUAAAGUGAUUGAAAGAAUUCGUGGCAAGUUGUCCUUACACACGGGAGAUAUGCAUCCUUCAUUCCAUGGUACAGGAUCCGGAUCGGAUGACACUGAUAAGACUGACAAGUCAGUCAUGCCCGACCAAUGUCAAGGGCCAUCAAGAUCCAGUACUGAUUCGGCUCCUCCAUUCCCAUCUGAACACCCAGAAGGCGCCCUUUCAGAGCUUCUGCCCCGCCCUGGCGCUGAUGACAAAAUUGCGGACAGGAUCAGCGACGACGAAUUGACCAAGUGGGAGAGGUGGUCACAAGGUCUACCACAAGUCAGUGAUGUUAGGACAAUAUCCGAACCCUCAAGGCCUUCUCUUAUAAACGGGCUCACAUGGAGCGAGCUACUGGACGAAGCAUGCAGCAGACCGUCAGAGUGA
Tremella mesenterica DSM 1558 is the source of this 1782-nucleotide messenger RNA. RefSeq lists its product as uncharacterized. The record is from RefSeq and is a predicted model, not a curated record. NCBI's taxonomy places the organism in Eukaryota, Fungi, Basidiomycota, Tremellomycetes, Tremellales, Tremellaceae. The transcript is spliced from 3 exons. Bases 1 to 1782 code for a protein of 593 amino acids.